Molecule: messenger RNA, 1086 nt
Organism: Apodemus sylvaticus (European woodmouse)
Lineage: Eukaryota; Metazoa; Chordata; Mammalia; Rodentia; Muridae
Gene: Chst10
Product: carbohydrate sulfotransferase 10
Exons: 5
Coding region: 16-1086 (356 amino acids)
Biological process (GO): carbohydrate biosynthetic process; proteoglycan biosynthetic process
Cellular component (GO): membrane
Molecular function (GO): sulfotransferase activity
Source: RefSeq, a predicted model, not a curated record
CCCCUGUCUGACAACAUGCACCACCAGUGGCUCCUGCUGGCUGCAUGCUUUUGGGUGAUUUUCAUGUUCAUGGUGGCCAGCAAGUUCAUCACGUUGACCUUUAAAGACCCAGAUGGGUAUAGUGCCAAACAGGAGUUUGUGUUUCUGACGACCAUGCCAGAAGCAGAGAAGCUAAGAGGAGAGAAGCAUUUCCCUGACGUCACCAAGCCAACUGGGAAGAUGCUUUCGGAGAGCCGUCCUGAUCAGCCCUCGGUUUAUCUGGAGCGGCUAGAGCUCAUUAGAAAUGCCUGCAAGGAGGAGGCUCUGCGGAACCUCUCACACACCGAGGUCUCUAAGUUUGUCCUGGACCGAAUAUUUGUCUGUGACAAGCACAAGAUUCUUUUCUGUCAAACUCCCAAAGUGGGUAAUACCCAGUGGAAGAAAGUCCUGAUCGUCCUAAAUGGAGCGUUUUCUUCCAUUGAAGAGAUUCCCGAAAAUGUGGUCCAUGACCAUGAGAAAAAUGGCCUUCCACGCCUCUCUUCCUUCAGCAAAAUAGGAAUUCAGAAGCGAUUGAAAACAUACUUCAAGUUUUUCAUUGUGAGAGAUCCCUUUGAAAGACUGAUUUCUGCCUUUAAGGAUAAGUUUGUUCACAAUCCACGAUUUGAGCCUUGGUACAGGCAUGAGAUAGCCCCAGGCAUUAUUAGGAAGUACCGGAAGAACAGGACAGAGACCCGGGGGAUCCAGUUUGAAGAUUUUGUGCGAUACCUGGGUGAUCCAAACCGCAGGUGGUUAGACCUUCAGUUUGGGGACCAUAUCAUCCAUUGGGUGACCUACGUGGAACUCUGUGCACCCUGUGAGAUAAAGUACAGCGUGAUUGGACACCACGAGACCCUGGAGGCAGAUGCCCCAUACAUCCUGAAAGAAGCUGGCAUAGACCAUCUGGUGUCAUACCCCACCAUCCCUCCGGGCAUCACUGUGUACAACAGAACCAAGGUAGAACAAUACUUCCUGGGCAUCAGCAAGCGGGACAUCCGGCGUCUCUAUGCCCGGUUUGAAGGGGACUUCCAGCUCUUUGGGUAUCAGAAACCAGAUUUCUUGCUAAAUUAA